CUUAUACGAGAGGAACAGGGAAAUAAGUCAUGGCAACAGUGGAAGAAAAGAAACGAGUUGGUGGCUCAAAGGUUUCAGCCAUUGCAAAUAUCUUUCAAUCAAAACCACAAUUGGAUAAUCUAAACCACAGAACAAAUAAUAUUCUGUCAGAUGGUUUUAAGGAACCGGCUGUGCCUUUAAAGGAAUCUCCAACACAAGUUACAGUUGUUAGAACUGAGAGUCAUGUAGCUCGCUUUAAUAAUGCACGUGCACUUUUUGAAAAGCUUGGAGAAGAAAAUAAACCAAAUAAACCGGUGGAUAGAAUUACAAAACCUAGUAACUUACAUGGUUUAAGAUCACGUUCUAGUUCUGCAAAUUCUGGAUCUGGUUGUACAUCUCCAGCUAGAUCACCACGUCCCAGAUCCCCAUCUCCACCAGGAACCAGAGACCACUUGAGCAAUUGGAGUGCAAGUGUUCCAGCUUUAAAUGCUGAAAGACAUUUUGAAAAUGGUCACAAUCAUGGUUUGGAUAAUAUACCGGAUAAACAUAAAUCACGAGCAGGAUUAGGAAAAUUUGACAAAAAUUAUGGCAAAGAAAAUCGCUUAGAUGAUAGGCCAGAAAAACCAGAAAAACCUGAAAGAAAAUUGAACUCGAAAGAGUUAAUUGAAAAGCAGAAAAAUUGGACUAGUCACUUUUCAAAAACAAGACCAAGCAGAUAUAAUUCAGAUCCAAAUAGAUCUUUGGUUCAAAGUUCUUUAAAUCAAAGUGCAAAUAAAGCGAAUGUUGAAACUGCUUCUUCAGGGCAUGUACAAAAUGCUGCAUGUACCGAUGGUGAAGCAAAAAGAUCAGCAGAUAUUUCUGCUAAUCCAGCUACCAGAUCUGCAAGCUUUUGCUCUGUUAGAUCAUCAGCCAUAUCUCCACCACCACCACCACCACCAACAAGAAAUUCUUCUACUUCAAAUGCGAAAAAGGAAAGGCCAGCUAGUAUUGCAGCAGUGUCUCCACCAGAUAUUCCUAGCAGUCCAGAAUAUGCUACUAUAAAUAAAUAUUUUGAUACUUCACCAACUAUACCUGAAUAUGCAGUUGUGCAAAAAAAUAUAAAUGUACAAAAUAAACAUUUUCAAAGAAAUCAAGAACAACGGGAAAUUUCAAAAAAUAUAACCACUCCUACACUGGAAAAAACACAAGAUGCAUUUAUACCAGAAUAUGCAGUAGUACAGAAAAAUACUACAGCAAAAGUACAUUCACGAAGUGCAGAUACAUCAAAAAAUACUUCGACGCAUCAUACAAAAAGUAUUAACAAUUCUGAAAGUGGUGGUUUACCUCUCAAAAAUAAUCUUACAAGUUCAAGUAUUGAUAUUUAUUCACAGACAAAAUCACAUGUUUCUCCUUAUGAAAGAAAUUCUGAUAUGUCUAGUCCAACACGAAGUAUGUCAAUAGAAAAUAUUAUUAGUUUGACAAUGGAAAGUAAGAUGAGAAAAGAUAGUGACUUGCUUGAUGCUCCUGAAUAUUUGAAUUACCCUUCAAAUGUUAUACGUUCACCACCUAAAACUUCUGAGUGGAGGAAUGAAUGGUUAGCUAAAAAUGACGAAAUUUUAAAGAAGGCUACAGACUUAAAAUGUGCUAGAGAAGACAUAGAAACCAAAAAUGAAGUUAUAAGACCUGAUCCACGACCAGACUGGGCUAGACCAUGUAUAAAUACAGUGAGGAAGAAAGAUAAUUUGACAGAAGAAAAGAAAGUAGAACCAUCAAAAUCUCCGGAUCCGGAAUUAAGACCACCUUCUGGAGGUACGGAUAGUGCAUCUUCUAGUAUGAGCUCCCCUAGCUCCCCUUCUAAGGAUAGUAAAGAAGAGAAGGCAGAUAAGGAAAUGUCAGAAAAAUUUCAAGCUGGUCGUAACAGUUAUGACUUACAACAUGAAGAACAAGAAAAACCUGCAGCGUAUAUGGAAUCUAUUGCUGAAAAGGACAGUUUCGAAAAAAGUUCAAAAUUCAAUGAACCAGAUACUACUACAGUUAUCCGACGAUCUCAUGUGCGUGUUGAUCUUCAAACUUCUGGUUUGGGGCAACGACCACCAUCCGUUGUUAGCUCGGAUCAAGAAUACCCACCUUUAGAACAUAAGGAUAUACCAAUACCGUCGCCAUAUGCAAAAAAAAUGCAACAAAUUCAAGAAACUACUACUCAAAACAGUGAAGUUAAGCCACAUGUAAAAACAAAUAUAGAAGAAAAUGCAUUGAUAAAAAUAGAUUCAACAAAAAGUUGCCAUAAUAAAAUAUCUCAAGAUAGUAAUCAAGAUCAUGUACGAAUAAAUUCAGUAAUUACAGAAGGAAAUCAAAAUAUAGUUUUAGAUAAUAAGUCGAAAUCAAAUAUUGUUAAUGAAAGACAUACAUUUCCUGAGUCUGUAUGUCAGAAAACAGUAUCUAAUGCCAAAAAUGAUCAAAUUAAGAUCUCUGUACGAGAAAAGCUUGCAAAAAAUAAAGAAGAAGUAUCUGGAAAACGAUCAAGUUUUGCAGAAGUAGAUAAUAAAGUAGACCAAACGGAAAAAGUCAUUUUAAAUACAAGUCAAUGCUCAGUAGUUUCAAGUGCUCAAAGUACAGAAAGUUUGUCAGAAAAAGUAAUUAACAAAGAAACGGAACCUGGUGAUGCCAUACAUCCAGAAAAUACAUCUAAAUUUAUGUCAAAACCUGAUAAUAAAAAGGAAUUUAUAACUUUGGCUGGAGAUGCAGUACCACCACCUAAACCUAGUACUCAAACAAUAAGCAAUAUCUUAAAUAGGAGCACAGAGGAAAUAGAUCAGCCACAAACAACAUGGGAACAAGAAAAACAAAAAGCUGAAUUAGCAAAAUUGAGACUACAGGAAAUUACCUCUACAGUUCAACAAAUUAACGUACCUCAAAAUAUAUCACCUACUAUUAUAACUCAGCAACAUGUAGAAAAGAAACAGUUAAAUGAACAUAUUGUAUCUGAAAGUAGUAUUCAUGAUGAUAGUGACUCCAGUGAUACUAAGACUAUUACAAAUUUGGAACAUAUACCAGCAGUGGAUGUAAAAAAUGCCAUAGAACAAAAUGAUGCUAAGAUUGCCACAGAGAAUCGUUCUAAAGCCAUUGCAAAUCAAACAAUUCCUGUUACACCAGAUACUAUGACAGCUGAUGAAGCAGAAAACCUACUAAGUUCUCGCAUCCUAGAGAAAAAGAUAAGACAAGGAUCAGCUUUAUUGUCGGAUGAAGAAGCUCAAGAAAUAGCAAGAUUAUUAUCACCUACUACACAUGCUGAAGUUGUAAGUGAAGAAAAUUCUAUUGAUAAAAAUAGAGAAAUGGACAAAGAGAGGGAAAGAAAUAGCACCACUAAUGAUUAUAGUUUGUCCCAUAGAUCACGUAGCGAUUUAACUAUAGACUCGUUGACGGAGAGUCAAGUGGGUUCUGUAACUGGUAGUGAAAGUGGUUUACUUGGAUCAGUUAAUAGUUUAAAUGAUACUUAUGAAAUUAACGAUGAUACCGAAACGGAACAUCAAGACGAGUAUGUUCCACCAACACCAGGCAAAGUUGUUCUCGUGGAAAAUGGUGUACAUUAUUUUGAAGAUGGUCAUUUUUGGAUGGAAAUUGCAGGAAUACCGGAAUCAGAUGAUGAGAAAGAUGAUUAUCCAACAAAUCUACCCAUUAAAAAAAUGAGUAAAGUUUCAUUUGAUACAAGACCUAUGAGAGUUUAUUCAACGCAUUCAGUAAAUGAGUACGAUCGGCGAAAUGAAGACGUAGAUCCUGUUGCUGCCAGUGCAGAAUAUGAACUCGAAAAACGAGUUGAAAAAAUGGAGGUUUUCCCAGUGGAACUUAUGAAAGGUCCAGAAGGUCUUGGUUUAAGCAUUAUUGGAAUGGGUGUCGGCGCGGAUGCAGGACUCGAAAAGUUAGGUAUAUUUGUCAAAACGAUCACGGAAAAAGGCGCAGCUGCACGAGAAGGCAGAAUACAAGUUAACGAUCAAAUCGUUGAAGUGGAUGGAAAAUCUUUAGUUGGAGUCACACAAGCAUAUGCAGCUAGUGUUCUUCGUAAUACUUCAGGUCUCGUGCGUUUUGUAAUUGGUAGAGAACGAGAUCCGAAUUCGGAAGUAGCUAUGUUAAUUCGACAAAGCCUUCAAGCCGAUAAAGAAAGGGAACAGCAAGCUAACUCUGCUAGAAAACUUAAUUUUUCGGAUGCCUCGCCUGAUAGUCAACGAGGUGUUGAAGACAUUUCUGUUGGAGGCAUGGGAGGAAUACCAGGUUCUCCAGCUAUGUCAUCGUGUUCAGAAGGGGAACCUCCUCAAAGUCCUAUAGAAAAUUAUUUAUCUUCUGGUCGGAGUAGGUCUCCUAUCAUCAGUUCAUCGAUGCCACAACAUACAUCUGCUACAACGCAAAGCGAUGUUGACAGUUUAAGACUGCUUUUACAAGAGAGUCAGUAUAAACUAGCAUUAGCAGAUGGAGAGGUGGAAAAACUCAAAGCUAAGCUUGUAGACUUAGAAAAUAGUGGAGCUGGAAGUGAAGAAUAUGCAGCAAAAUUACGAGAGUCUGGUUUACGACUUCACGAGUCCGAAAGAGCUUUGGGUACUGCUAGACAAGACUUAGUAGCAGCACGAGAAAUGCUUUCUCAAGCAACAACACAAAAUGCUGCUUUACAGCAAAAAUAUGCUCGUGCAAGGAGAGCAGCUCGUGAAUUGCGCACAGAUAUUGCUGCCAGGGACGAAUUUUACCAACAAUUACUGCAAGAGAAAGAUACAGAGUAUAAUGCUCUUGUUAAAAAUCUAAAAGAUAGGGUAAUCACAUUGGAGGUAGAAUUAACAGAAACACAAAGAAGGUUUGGAUUACCAGUAAGAUUGCCUUAUGAUGGAACUACGGCUAGAAUCGUUACGCCACAAUUAUCUCGUCGACAAUUACCUCCUCCUCCAUCAUCAACUAGUUGUCAACUUUCAGACACAGAAACAUCAGAUCUUAGUAGCCCAGACGAUGGUGACAAAACAGCGACGGUUGAAAGAAAACUACCACUCCCAUUGCCAGUCAAGGAAGAAUUAGAUCGAGCAGUACCUGCUCAUCGACUUCUUGACAAUUCUGCUGGAAAAAGUAAAGCUGAACUUGCCAGUAGAGGAGGACUUGCAAAUCGACAACUUCCUAAACGAUCUGGUGGCCUUAGUAACAGCAGUUCUGAUUACGGUUUGGACGAGUCAGGUGAUAAUACUGAUGAGGAUUCGUCUUCUAAAUUACUCUCUCAAGAUACAAGCAGCAGAUCGCCAAAUGAUUUAACAUCGAAACAAUCGAACUUGAGUUCCUAUUCCAGUAGUUCUUCGAUUAGUUCACUGAAAAGUAAACAUAUGGAACCUACGCAUCCGACAGCAAUCCGACAACAUAGUACUAUUAGUUCACAAGUUAGAGCUAUGACAGAACAAAGUUGGCCACAAUCUCAGAAAAAUUUAACUGGACCACCAGCAUCAUUUGCAGAACAACUAAAACAAGUUUUAGCAGAAAGAGAAAGACGACUUGGCGGAAACGAUAUGUCUUCCUCAAGAGAAAGUUCUGGGGACUUCAGUGAUUUAAACAAUCCAAAUUCGAGCGAUCCAACUUUGGUUACCCAUCAUUUAGUGGAAGAAAUACGGCAAGCUGUAAACGAGGCCAAUCAAAGAGUAAAAAAGGCCACUAUUCCUUCAUCAAAUUUAAUUGGUAGUAGUUCCACGCCUUGGCAUCAUCCAGGUAGUUCACCUUCUAGUCUGUCUUCUGGUGGAUCAGUGAGCCCACCUGCUGUUGAUCCUAGUCCAUCUAAAACAGAUACGAGUGAAGUUUGGUUGCCUCCUCAUCCAAGCGACUUUGGUUUAGGUGACAAGAAAUCCCACUUCUGGCAGAAUGCAUCAGUUAUGGAUUGGUCCAAAGAACAAGUUUGUCAGUGGUUAUCAGGAAUCGGUUUGGAACGUUAUGCAUCACACUUUUUGGAAACUGGAAUUAAUGGUGGAAACCUUUUACGGCUUGAAUCUCGUGACCUCAAAGCUUUUGGUAUUUGUGGUGAAGAGAAAUCCCACUUGAAACGCAAAUUAAAAGAACUUAGAGCACAGGCAGAUCGCGAACGCAAGGAAAGGAAAGAAAUAGAACGAAUGCGACGAAAAGCGGAAAAAGCUGCACGAAAAAAAUAG
Messenger RNA from Eufriesea mexicana, 6116 nucleotides. RefSeq names its product protein phosphatase 1 regulatory subunit spinophilin (gene Spn). The record is from RefSeq and is a predicted model, not a curated record. Gene Ontology annotation, cellular component: dendrite; actin cytoskeleton; postsynaptic density. Lineage: Eukaryota; Metazoa; Arthropoda; Insecta; Hymenoptera; Apidae. Gene Ontology annotation, biological process: actin filament organization; neuron projection development; calcium-mediated signaling. Gene Ontology annotation, molecular function: actin filament binding. The transcript is spliced from 18 exons. The coding region runs from base 30 to 6116 and encodes 2028 amino acids.